UUAGAUAUUUAAAAUUGUAAGUGGUGAAAAAGUUGAGCUGUAAGUUUUGCAAUAAUAAGCCAAGUUAAUGUUUACAUAACAAAAAUUGAAAAUUAACGACAUUGUAAUAGAAAAUAGGAGAAUUAAGUAUUUGCACAGUGCAGUCAACAUCAAGAAGUAAUAAGCAGUAAUUAGUAAUGCAGAGCGGAAUAGAUACCAGGUCUCUUCAAGUUGCUUCAAAUAAUCUCCCGAUAGGAAAAGUGACAUCAUCUGCUCAUUGCGUAUGUGACAUUUCAAUGCCCAUUUGAAAGCAUGCAUGUGUGUUUGUUCUUGAAAGCGGUUUAAUAAGCUCACCGAACUUCCUCGUUCUGCUGCUAGAUGUGGUUCUUUCAAAAACGACAUUGGAAUGGAUCCUAUUAGCCAGAUUAUUGUAAAUGAAAGUCGCUGAGUUGAUGAAGCUGAUUGCACGUACUGGAAGGCAAUUCUGGACCAAGUGAGAAUACAUGUUCACUCUACUUUCGAGGAAGUCAACACCAAAUACACUUCUCAAAGCUCGAUUUUGAAUUUUUUGGACGGGAUUUAACACUUUUUGACAAGCUGUACCAUAAAUCAUUGACAUAUAAUUUAGAUGAGAUUCGAAUAGUGUAUGGUAGAUGAGUUUCUUGGUUGAUUGUGUCAAUUUGUACUUGAGUUUCCAUAAAAUCCCUGAUAUUGAGGCUAGUUUUGAUUCCAAAGCCUGACAGUGUUUAUCCCACUUAAGAUGUUGAUCCAUAAAUAGUCCAAGAUAUUUAACACAAUCAACUCUCUUAAUACUUUUUCCAUCUAUGUCAAUCAUAUCGCUGUCUUGAAACUUCAUGAAUGGUGAAUGAAAGAUUAUGAAUUGUGUCUUAUCGAAGUUGAGAAAUAGACGUUGAUUCUCAAAGAAAUUUAAAAGUUUCCUUAGGUCUGGGAUGAUUUUGUCUUCUACCUUGUCAUUUUUUUCGUG
Messenger RNA from Chironomus riparius, 964 nucleotides. The record is from the annotation of a GenBank genome assembly. NCBI's taxonomy places the organism in Eukaryota, Metazoa, Arthropoda, Insecta, Diptera, Chironomidae.